Molecule: messenger RNA, 2745 nt
Organism: Carassius gibelio (silver crucian carp)
Lineage: Eukaryota; Metazoa; Chordata; Actinopteri; Cypriniformes; Cyprinidae
Product: mucin-5AC-like
Exons: 7
Coding region: 1166-2428 (420 amino acids)
Source: RefSeq, a predicted model, not a curated record
AACAACUCCAGUUGAAACAUCCACCAUUAUCACAGCAGAACCAUAUACAAUAACAGAGCACUCCACAAUCACAACAACUUCUGCAGAAACAUCUACCACUAGAGCAUCAGAAACAUCUACAACAAAAGAUUCUUUCCCAAUCUCAUCUCCUCCUGCAAACUCCACCUUUAGUGCAACUGAAACAUCAAAAACAAUAGAGACUUCCACAGUCACAACACCUGCUGAAACAACCACCAUUAGUGUAGCAGAAACAGCUACAACAACAGACACUCCCACAAUCAUAACAACUGCAGCUAAAACAUCUAUCACUAGUAUAGCAGAAAAAUCUACAACAGACACUUCCACAAUCAGACCUGUAGUUGAAACUACAGGAUUUUCCACAACAUCUCCACAAACAACAUCUACUGCAGUUACUUCUUUGAUCCCCACUUCAACCACUAUUGAAAGCAGCACUCUCAGUGUAGCCAAAACAUCCACAACACCAACAGCUAUAACAACACAUUUUUCAACAGUGACAUCAACUCCUGCUAGAACUACUACUGCAGUAGUUUCCACAACAGCACGACAGACAACAACUACUGCAGAAUCUGUUGUGAGUGCUUCUUCAACUACUAUUGAAACCACCACUGUGAGUGCAGCCACAACACCAACAGCUACAACAAAUCAUUCUUCAACAGUGACAUCUACUGCUGCUGGAACUACUACUGCAGUAGUUUCCACAAAAGUGCCACAGACAACAUCUACUACAGUUCCUUUAGUGAGUACUUCUCCAACAGCUAUUGAAAGCACCACUGUCAGUACAGCCACAGCAUCAACAGCUACUACAACACAUCCUUCAACAGUGACAUCAACUGCUUCUGGAAAUACUACUGCAGGAAUUUCAAGAACAGCACCUCAAACAAUAUCUUCUGCAGGAACUUCUGUGAUUCCCUCUUCAUCCACUAUUGAAAGUUCUGCCGUCAGUACAAUCAUAACAUCCACAAUACCUACAUAUACAACAACAGGGCCAACUACCACAACAACUUUUGCUGAAACAGCCACAACCAGUGGAAUAUUUAUCACAUCAGUGCCACAAACACAAACAUCUUCUCAUGCCUCAGCCACUGAAUUUUCAACAGUUACAACAUCAUUCAUACCAGGUUCUGCUACUAGUGGAGCAGUAACCAUGACUUCACCACCAACUUUUAUUUCAUUCUCUCCAUCAUCAAAUAUCUCUGACAGCUCAACUGUUAGUAGCAUUGAAACAUCCGCAACAACAUCAACAACAAACGGAUUCUCUGCACUAAAAACUGAAAGUUCUGUUUCUAAUUCAGCAACUCCCUAUUCAACUACCAUUAACACUAUGCCUGGUAGCACAGCUGGAACAUCAACACAUUCAUUUGCAUCAACCACUAAAAAAACUACUCUCUCAACCAGUAAUGCAACAAGACCCUCUACAUUUAUAGCGCCUACGACUACAAAAUUUGUACCUGUGUAUCUAACAGAUCUGGUGUUCCGCUCUUUGGACAUAUUUAUAGUGGAACUCAAUGAUUCAAACUCGCAGGCCUUCAAGUCAAGAGCUGAGCUUGUCAGAUCUCAGCUUAGACCAGUCUACAGAGCAAAAUAUCCUUCCUUUAUUGAAGUGAUUGUCUUGCGUUUCAGACCAGGGUCAAUCAUCACCGAAACACAACUAAUUUUCAACUCCACACAAUCUAUUCCAACCAUUCAAGAGAUUUCAGACACCCUCUUUACAGCAGUGAUAAAAGGAGAUGUCAACCCCCUGAAUAUAACUCCUUAUUCAAUUUCAGUCAAUGGUUCAGUUAUAAACAUGACUACUUCAACUACAGCAUCAACAACAACAACAGCAAGGACAGUGAUGACAACAACAACAACAACAACAACAACAACACUGAUGACAAAAAGAAGACCCUUGACAUCUACAACUAAAGUGCCUACAACUACAACUACACAAUUUAUACCCGUCUAUCUAACAUCUCUGGUGUUUCGCUCUUUUGACAUAUUUAUAGUUGAACUGAGUGAUGUAAACUCUCAGGCCUUCAAGUCAAGAGCUGAUCUUGUCAGAUCUCUGCUUGAACCAAUCUUCAAAGCAAAAUAUCCUUCCUUCAUCAGAAUAAUUGUCUUAAGUUUCAGACCUGGGUCAAUCAUCACGGAUACAGAACUAGUUUUUAAUGCCACGCAAGCUCUUCCUACCGUUCAAGACAUUGCAAACGCUCUCUGGACAGCAGUGGUAACAGGAUCUGUCGAUCCACUGAAAAUAAUCCCUAUAACAGUUUCAGUCAAUGGUUCAGUUAUAGCUACGACUGCGGCUGCAACUACAACUACAAUUGCAGCAACAACUACAGCUUCAAGUGGACUGAAGAUUGAAUCCAGCCUUCUCCAAGCAACAUGGCUCAUUUUUAUGGCAAAAAUAUUAAAACUUUUCCUAUAGAUCCCUUAACAAUGAUUGCAAGUUGCGAGAAAUACAAGGCAUGUGCACGGCACGAAUCAUACUUGUAAAUUAAAAUAUUUUUGUAUUAGUAUGUGUAUUAUGUUUAUUUAGUAUUGUAGCACACUCUCAAAAUAAUGGUGAUGGCAAUAUAAAGUUUAAAAUAUGAUAAAAUAAAAAGGUAUUUAUAUAUAAUACUGAGAUAUAUCAGAAAGUUGUAGAAAUCAAUCAAAAAAGUUAAUUUCCUCAGUAUUUUAAAUGUAAUGCUUUUGUUCACUUUUCUGCAGGUUAAAGACUGUUUAUACUGUUAUCUUUCUUCU